CAAGGCAUUGAUGUAACCAAAGAUGUCAUGGCCAUGCAAAGGCUGCGAGAAGCUGCAGAAAAAGCAAAGUGUGAACUGUCCUCUUCUAUACAGACCGACAUAAACCUGCCGUAUCUGACAAUGGAUGCCUCCGGCCCUAAACACAUGAAUCUGAAACUGACAAGAUCCAAGUUUGAGUCUAUAGUUGAUGGUUUGGUGAAGCGAACAAUUGGGCCAUGCCAGAAGGCUUUGCAGGAUGCUGAUGUUAAGAAGACAGAUAUAGGAGAGGUCAUUCUUGUUGGGGGUAUGACCAGAAUGCCCAAGGUUCAGUCAACAGUGCAAGAGUUAUUCGGCAGGACACCAAGCAAGUCUGUGAAUCCAGAUGAAGCUGUAGCUAUAGGUGCUGCUAUUCAGGGAGGUGUACUAGCAGGUGAUGUGACAGAUGUAUUGCUGCUGGACGUGACACCCUUGUCCUUAGGCAUUGAGACACUAGGUGGUGUCUUCACCAAGCUUAUUAACAGAAACACCACUAUUCCCACAAAGAAAAGUCAGGUAUUUUCCACGGCUGCAGAUGGUCAAACUCAGGUACAGAUCAAAGUUCACCAAGGAGAACGUGAAAUGGCAGGAGACAACAAAAUGUUGGGACAGUUCACAUUG
Candidula unifasciata is the source of this 636-nucleotide messenger RNA. NCBI's taxonomy places the organism in Eukaryota, Metazoa, Mollusca, Gastropoda, Stylommatophora, Geomitridae. The record is from the annotation of a GenBank genome assembly.